Pocillopora verrucosa is the source of this 1201-nucleotide messenger RNA. RefSeq lists its product as uncharacterized. Gene Ontology annotation, cellular component: extracellular region. Gene Ontology annotation, molecular function: enzyme activator activity. NCBI's taxonomy places the organism in Eukaryota, Metazoa, Cnidaria, Anthozoa, Scleractinia, Pocilloporidae. Gene Ontology annotation, biological process: lipid catabolic process; digestion. The record is from RefSeq and is a predicted model, not a curated record.
GAAUGCCCCAUUAGAGUGUGAACUAAAUCUUUCUAUACUUUAGGCUCUUCCAGUCAAGCGGGGAAGACAUGAAGACUACUGUCCUGAUUUUUAGCUUAAGCAUUUCACUUGCUUUGGGAUGUUCAAAACUUCCUGAACUUUCAGUUUGUAACAAGCCGGAAGGAGACUGCAGUUGCCAGGAUGGUCUUUCUUGCAUUCUCACCAAGAAAGUGAUAGAACAUGGAAUCGAGACUCCCGUCAAGCAGUGCAUGCCGGGAGAUGUGGAUAUCGAAGUGGAGUCGAUCGACCUUGAUAACCAGGCAGCGGAUGCACCCAUGAGGAUAAAGCGCUGGCUAUUCUUCAACAGAUGCCUCACCGAAGAAGAUUGCAGUUACAACAGAUGCUGCGCUUUCAAUAAGCGAUGUGUUCCAAAACUCAAGAAAUUCUUCACCUGCGUUUUAACGGGCAUACAUAAGUGCGGCUGUGCAGAUGGACUAGAAUGUAAGGAGACUGCUCACAUCACGCUUCCUAUCACAGGAACGAAGCUCUCCCUUAGGCAGUACGGAAAGCUAUAUAUACAGUUUUCAGAGCUUAUCUCUACCAAUUGCGAAUUUCUCAACAAGAUCAAGCUCUACGUUGAUUUCUUCAAGUCAGAAAUUAUGAAGAUUUUUGUUGUUUUAAGUAUCUGCUUUGCCCUUGCUUCUGCGGCAUGUGAAAAUCUCAAGAGGCUUGAGGCUUGCAACAAUGAGGGGCUUGAUUGCUCUUGCCAACCCGGACUAUCGUGCAGAUUAACCAAACAAAUGAUAGUGGAUGGCAAAACUGUUCCAGUCAAGCAAUGCAUGGGAGACGAUGAGAAGAUUAAUAUCGAGACCAUCAACGUGGACCCCGAGGAGCAGAACAAUGCAGCAAACGCAGCUUACAGAGUCAAGCGUUUCUUGGGAAUUAUCACGAAAUGUCAAUCCGACGUUGAUUGCGCCCCAAACUUCUGUUGUCCAAUUGUGAUCCAGCGCUGUCUCCCGAAAAUCCCAGAAGACGGCGCCUGCAACUUCAAGGAUUUACAUCGCUGUGGCUGUAUGGAUGGAUUAGUAUGCCAGAAGACUACAGAGAUUACAAUUUUCCCAGGCAUUAAGAUUCCUCUUGAGCAGUGCGUCAAGAUGUAAACACGUAUAUUUACGUAGCACCAUUAAGUGCUGUAGUAGCUUGAGCAAGAAAAAUAAAAAUA